AUGGCCAUGCCAGCACAAGCUGCAGCUUUCUUGAUUGUUUGCUGCCUCCUUGGGUCACAGGGCCACCUGACUUCGCAGCAUGGCUGUGAUGUACUGGACUGUGAGGACAGCACCGCGGCUCUAGCAGCUGUUCAACUCUCAGCGUCAAUGGAGCGUAAUGCCGGGAUUGCGACCUCAGCACAGGGUCUCCAGGCAUCUAGCUGCUUGUUGGCAGCACCAGAGCUUUCUGUGGCCGUUCGCGACUUUCUCAACAAGAUGGGCUCGAGUCGAAAUGCUGGUGCAGAUGCUGGCUCAGCUCUUGCGGAGGCUGCAUCGAAGGCAGGUUGUGAUUUGGCUCAGUGGAACGCGGGACUUGCACGACGAACUGCCAAGCAGACGGCUGCUUUGGUAAGCCUAGUGGAGUCGCUGGGCAAUCUGCGCCUGAGACCCUCCAGGCAGGAAUCUAGCAGCAGAGCUGAGGCUACCUUUGUGUUUGAGAGUUUUGAUGAGAGUGGUCGUGCUGGCACUGGUAUGUUGGGGGAAGGCUGCCAAGGCAAAAGCGUAUCGGAGGUGGCCAUCACAGUGUCGCAGGAAGGGCCAUUCCUUUGGACCAACCUCACCGGUGCCAGCAUGCCCUUCAAGAUAGGGCCUCCCUGUGCUAACACAAAUCUUAUCUCGGGAACCAUGUGGCCUACAAAGGUCACGCCCCAGGGGAUAGUGGGCGGAAUCAAAGCUGCCUUUGUCAAUCUACGGUCCACUAUGUCCGGGACCUGGAGUACGGGGUCUCAAGGCUUUAACGGUAACAUCACUGUGGCUUUUGACGACCUCCUCAAGGUGGAGUGGACCUGGGAGCCAGAAUCCUGA
Molecule: messenger RNA, 843 nt
Organism: Symbiodinium pilosum
Lineage: Eukaryota; Dinophyceae; Suessiales; Symbiodiniaceae
Source: the annotation of a GenBank genome assembly